Exophiala aquamarina CBS 119918 is the source of this 4446-nucleotide messenger RNA. RefSeq lists its product as uncharacterized. Bases 1 to 4446 code for a protein of 1481 amino acids. Gene Ontology annotation, molecular function: protein binding. Gene Ontology annotation, biological process: regulation of cell shape. NCBI's taxonomy places the organism in Eukaryota, Fungi, Ascomycota, Eurotiomycetes, Chaetothyriales, Herpotrichiellaceae. The transcript is spliced from 4 exons. The record is from RefSeq and is a predicted model, not a curated record.
AUGGCAUUUCUAUUCAAAUCCAAAAAGAACGCGCCGCCCCCUCCUGCCGCCAAUGCCUCCCUCCCCCCCGCCAGCCGCAAUAUUCACACCUCAGAUGGAAGCAUCCCUUCUUCCUCCACCCAAAAUGGCUCCAUAGACAAAUCCACGGAUGGUCGCUCCACAACCUCUCCUCCCCCUCUGGCUAGUAUAAACAAUCCCAACGGCUCAAUCUCAUCAAUGGGCUCUCAGUUGGCGAGUGCGCCAGGCCCUGGCUUCGCUCGUCGCGAGAGAUCAGAGUCCGAGGCCGGGACCCGUCCCACCAAUCUGGGUGCUGCUGCAACUCAAGUACCCAACGCCGCCUUAUAUCCGUGGUCGCAAAGACGCCUAAAUUUCCCUACUCCCCAGUCCAACCCUUUCCCUCGCUAUGGCGCAGCGGUCAAUGCCGUGGCCUCCAAAGAUGGUGAUAUCUACAUAAUGGGUGGCUUGAUCAAUGGCUCAAUGGUUCGAGGCGACCUUUGGAUGGUCGAGUCUGGUGGUGGAAGUCUUUCCUGUUACCCCAUCGCCACUGUCUCUGAAGGUCCCGGCCCUCGAGUUGGUCACGCGAGUUUACUCGUCGGAAACGCGUAUAUUGUCUACGGUGGCGACACCAAGAUGGACGACUCUGAUGUCCUUGACGAUACCCUGUAUCUUCUUAAUACUUCAUCCCGCCAAUGGUCGAGAGCCUCUCCUCCUGGUCCAAAGCCUGCAGGGAGAUACGGCCACACUCUGAACAUUCUAGGUUCAAAAAUCUACAUCUUUGGUGGCCAAGUCGAGGGCUACUUCUUCAAUGAUCUAGUGGCCUUCGACUUGAACGCCCUGCAAAAUCCUGUAAACCAAUGGGAUUUUCUAAUCCCGAAUAGCAGCGAAACCAACAAUAUCACACAAUCAGGCAAGGCUCCUCCCGCUAGAACGAACCAUACUAUCAUCAGCUAUAACGACCAACUAUUUCUGUUUGGCGGUACGAACGGCACACAAUGGUUCAAUGAUGUCUGGACCUACAGUCCUGCUGCCAAUGCUUGGACACAACAGGAUUGUAUCGGCUAUAUUCCCGCCCCGCGCGAAGGCCAUUCCGCUGCCUUAGUCAACGAUGUCAUGUACAUUUUCGGAGGACGCACUGAAGAAGGCACCGAUCUGGGCGAUCUCGCCGCGUUCCGUAUCCCUUCCAAGAGGUGGUACACUUUUCAAAACAUGGGUCCUUCUCCAUCCGCACGGUCUGGACACAGUAUGACCGCAUAUCGAGAUAAAAUCAUCGUUCUCGCAGGUGAACCCAGCUCAGCACCGCGUGACCCAGGCGAGUUGAGCAUGGUAUAUGUCCUUGACACGGCCAAGAUUCGCUAUCCCAAUGAUGCACCUGGAGACAGCAAGGCCCCUACCAGUCCCACGAGACGACCGAGCACUGAUGUUAAAAGCAAUGCGCUUCCUAUGAGGUCGACAUCUCGAGAAGGACAGAUGGGGCAAGCCACGAGCCGCGACCAAUUUUCUGGUGGCCCGGUCCAGCGGCCCGAACCAUCAUCGCAGAACAGUUCAGCCUCCCGACUACCACGCGCCUCUGUGGCACAGGCUCCUGCUGGGCCUCCUCCUCAAGGACAACCACCCAAUCCCCGUGCUAAUGGAGUACAGUCACCCGCCAAUGGAGCCAAGGGUAAAUAUAAUGCAGGUCCUGCUGAUGCCAGAGCCCUUUCAGCUGGUCCUGACUCAAGUCGAAAUCUGCCCACGGAGCAGCCGGCGCAGGCUAGCGCUGUUCGAGAUAUUCAGAAGGAGAAUAUUCGCCCUAGUAGAGAGGCUAGUCCCAGCACUCAUGGUCGAAGAACUCCAAUUCAACGGACUGACAGUAGAGCAAAGGCGAUGGCGAUGGACGCAGGUGAAGCCGCUCCUUUAAUGAGCAGCGGAGUUGCUCGACAACGAUCUCUGCGAUCACAGCGUGCUCAAAGCUCCAUUGACAGCACGGAGGAUGGGUUACUCGGACGCGCUUCAUCCGCAAGAUACCAUGGUGAUUCUCAAUCCGACAAUCGAAGCCUGCGAAGUGUCCCAGAUGAGCCGAGAUCUCCCAAGCUGAAUCCACACCAAGAAGCUCUCCUGAAAGAAUUAGAAACCAUGAAGAAGACCAAUGCCUGGUAUGCCUCGGAAUUGGCUCUGGCUCGAAAGCAAGGCUUCCAGAGUGGUACUUCGUCGAGCCCAGCUUUCGAUGAGCGUGCUGUAAGUCAAGUCGCUGACGAUGAUCGGCCUUUGGUAGAAGCAUUCAUGACAAUGCGCGGUGAAAUCAUCAAGAUGCAAGAGGCCAUGGAACAACAAGCAUCAUCAAUGGCCCGAAAAGUGGCUGAAGUCGAGCACCAGCGUGAUGCUGCGGUAACAGAAGCUGCUUACGCAAGAGCAAAACUUGCUGCUCAUGGAGGAAGCACCCGCAGUACUCCACAACCCGACGCUUCUCGUGAAACUGAUGAACAGGAACGCUUCACUGACCUCACAAGACGCCUUGCCUUAGCUUUGGCGGCACAGGCGGAAUACAAAGCCAAGUUGGACUCCAUGUAUAAUGAGCUCAGUGCAGAGAAGAGAGCCAAGGAACUUGCAGAGCAAUCCGUUGAUGCGCUUCAACAACGGUAUGAUGAGCUACACAAGGGUAGAAACCCAGCGGAAAUUGAAGGCCUACGCGCAGAGCUUCACGAAGCGCAGAGUGAAGCUCGCGCAGAAGCUCGGCGGCGCACGGAAAUUGAGGAAGAGCUCAGAACACUACGAGUUGACCAUGGUGGUUUGAGUAGAAGCCAUCAGGAGACGAAUUCCCGACUUCAAAGCCACACUGCUUCUAUGGCAGCGCUAGAAGCAGCUGUCGCGGCCUCCGCGGGUAAGGUUGCUCUCUACGAACGACAGAUUGAAGAAGAGCGUCAGCAACGGGAAGCAUCUGAGAGGAAACUCGCCCAACUCAAAGCCGAGCAUGAAGAGCGCACCAACGAGCUGGAACACGUGUCCAAGCGCCUUAGAGAUACUGAGGAGCUUGCAGAGACCAACGCAAAGGAAGCAUCAACCCAUCGCGCAGCCCUACUUGCAGGUUUAGCUAAGAUUUCCAGCCACGAUUCGUCAUCGACCAACGACUCGCUCGUUGAAGAGAAGAUGGCAGCGUUACGAGAAUCCGCGGAACAGUCGUCACAACUUGCAAAGCGCAACCAAGAUGCUGCUGAUGCUGCUUCUCAAAAGCUCCGUAGUGCAGAGGAACGGAUUGCCGGUCUCGAAGCCUACCAAGAACAAUCAAGUCGCGAAGGUCUUCAGAUUCGUCGCCAAUUGCAGGCAGCUUUGAGAGACGCUCAAACUUAUCAACAAGAAGUACGAGAAGCGCGUGCAAAUCUUGAGAUCAACCAACGAGAUGCAAGUGCCUUGGCGGUUCAACACAGUGCGCUCAAGGACCUACUCGGGGAACGAGGCAUAAACGCAUCUGACGUGAGACGCUCUCCUAUCUUUGAUCAUUCGCCCAGCUCUCGCUUUGGUACACCCGAGCAGAGUCGCCUCCGUGAGCUCGAUCAGCAACUUCAGAACAGCAUCAAAUCACAUGAGGAGACUAAGUCACAGUUCGAAGCUCGAAUGCAAGAGGCAGACAGCACUUAUAAAGAGAAAUUGGAACAGCUUGAGAAUGAUUAUCAAUCUGCAGUGCACUAUGUCAAGGGCACCGAGAAAAUGUUGAAGAAGAUGAAAGAAGAGCUCACCAAAUAUAAGCAACAAAAUUCUCAAUUAACAACAGAGCUCGAAACCGCAAAGAGUAGCCCUUCGCCGGCACCUGAGGGUGAUAACUCACCGUGGGCAGCUGAGCGAAAGCAACUACAGUCUUCCAUUGACGAGAUGAAGACGCAGACAGCUCAACAUGUGGCACUACUGGAGUCGAACAUCGCCAAGCUGCGAAGUGAGCUAACAACUAUUCAAUCCCAGCGAGAACAACAAGCAAGUAGUCAUGCUGAACUUACACGCAAUGCUCAACGGAUUGGCAAAGAAUUGGAACAGCUCAAGACGGAGAAUUCGAUGCUCGAGCAGCGUGCAGAAGAAGCCGAGCAACGAGUUACUAUGCUGUUGGAUCAGGUCGGCCAAUCUGUGGGCAAUUAUCGACGGCAGUCACAGCUACAGCCCCUACCACAUGGUAUCAAUGGCAUCAGCCACAGUCGGGACGAGAGCACUUCAACUCUGACGGAUGCUUCGGUGAAUGACGAGACAUUAUCGCGGGAUGAACGUGGUUCUGUAGCCUUGGACAACUUGGCCUCAGAAUUGGAGACACUUAGGUCACAGUGGGAAAACACAAGCCGCAGCAACUAUCGUCUCAGCACACAGUUCGAUUCAGAAAGGACUCCAACCACCGAAUCUCAUGGAGCCGAGCUCAGUGACAGCCUAGCGGAUUGGAGGAGGCGCCUAGAGGAGGAAGAGAAGAUCGCAAAGAGAACACCAGUGGUGUAA